Molecule: messenger RNA, 2289 nt
Organism: Sclerotinia borealis F-4128
Lineage: Eukaryota; Fungi; Ascomycota; Leotiomycetes; Helotiales; Sclerotiniaceae
Source: the annotation of a GenBank genome assembly
AUGGGUUGCAGUUCAAGACGUGUAAAGGUGGAUGAUUUGCGUCCUGAGCAGAAAUGGGAUUUCAUCAGUCUGAACGAUUUUAAAUCGACAUCCUGUCUUACCCCUUUCGCAUAUGGAUAUCUUUGGAUCUCUUUGGGCAUAUCUACUGCCGUCUAUGGUGUGGAUACUUUCACUGCUGUGAACCUUUUAGCCUUCAAUCGUUGGUCUGGUGAGAUUCAACCUAAAAUUCCUAUCCAUGUCUCGAAAUGGAUCUUCUCUGGAUGUAUCAUUGCUUCUUGGAUCAAUCUCGGAUUCGAACAUUUACGAGCAUGGAGAGUGAUGCGACGAGGAGCUGUUGCGGAAAGUUACUUGGACAAUCUUGCCGUUCGACUCGAAAGUGUGAAAAUGGGAAAAGAGGGUCGAGGUUGGAGAAGAUUCAUGGUUUUUGCGGAAUUGACCAAAUCUAAGAAAGGGACCGAAUAUGUUGCACUGUUUACAUAUUUCGCUUUCCAAUCUUGGAUUCGAGUCGUUUUUUGUCAAGGGCCUCGUCAAGUCAUUAACGCGUUGACUUUAUACUCGGUCUUUGUCGCCAAGCUUGACCCUACCGACUCUAACGAUGUUGGUGAUGCUCUAUUAACUUUUUUCAAGAAGGUUGGAUUUCUUGCAGAGCAGGAACAUCAACAAGCAGUCAUCUUGUCUGGUAUGAUCUUCACACUGGUUAUUUGGAUAUUUUCCGCAUUGAGUCUUAUACUCGCCAUUUUAUUCUAUCUACUGUUCUUAUGGCAUUAUAUCCCAAACCAAGAUGGUGGACUUACAGGGUAUUGUGAACGAAAGAUUAAUGGUCGUUUGACAAAGAUCGUGAGUGUCAAGGUCAAUAAAGCUAUCGAAGAAGAGGAGAGGAAAAGAACCAAGGCAGAACAAAAAGCGGUAAAGAAUGGGGAAAAAGUUAGUGGACGUCAAGCAACUCUUCCAACAUUUUUCGACUCAAAGGGAGACGAUAAACUUCCGGAUAUGCCUACGCUCAAUAGGGCGGACACGACGACAACACUACCACAAUAUACAUCUCGACCAGGUACACCAAGUAGUAAUUUUCCACCCACCGCUAGUUUCGAGUUGGAGAAGUUGGAUCAGAAACGACCAUUACCUGGAAGAUCUGCUACUGGAUUAAGUUAUGCUUCAGAUGCUCCUCUCGUGAAUAAUGCAAGCGAUAUGGGGAGAUUACCGGAUCUACCACCACUCGAUACCGACAUUCCAUUCCCUAGUCCACAAAGAUCGAAUACUGCAGGAUCACAAGGUAGUCAAUGGCAACGUGGUCCACCACAAGGUCCUCCUCAAGGUCCACCAAGAAUGCCAUCUGCAACCGGCGACCGUGGCUUUACAGCAAGUCCAUUUUCUUAUGCUGAUGGACGAAAUGCUUCUGGAUUUCCGGGAUCACAAAGACAAAAUACUAUGGAUUCUUAUGGACGACCAAUUCCAAGAUCACACACACCCAUGGGCCCUGGUCCAGCUCCAUCGAUAGGAAGACGUACACCAUUUGAUCCUGCAAUGCAAAACCCUCAAAAUCGUAUGAUUUCGCCAGGAUCAGAAUAUGGAUCAGAAUACGGAAGACAGACGCCGUUUAAUCCAGCUCUUCAAAAUCAAGGUCGUUCAUCACCGGCACCAGGGUUAGAAUUUGGAGGACCAAGACCACCAUACAAUGUUUACAAUGAUCAAGGAAGAUCAUCUCCUGCUCCUGGAUCUGAGUUUGGUAGACCAAUGGUACCGUUAAAUUAUAACGAACAAGCACGAUCAUCACCAGGUCCUGGAUCCGAGUUCGGUCGUAGAACACCAUUUGAUCCAGCUUUACAAAACAAUGGACGUUCUUCACCUGCUCCAUCGAAUAUCGGUCAAGGAUAUGGUCAAAAUACUAGAAAUCCACCUUCCGGAAUUUCCGGUGGAUACAAGCAAUUCAAUCCUAAUUCAACAAGCCAAACUCCAGUCGAGCAAGAACACGCUGGUUUUAAUUUUGGUAGCCAUACAACUAGUCCACCUCAAGUUAGGAAUUUCACAGAACCAAUUCCUAGAGCGGCGACUGCGGGUCCAAGUCAAAUGAGAUCAAAUGGUGGGAGAAAUGAAGAUUAUGGGGAUGAGGAGUUCGGUAUUCAAGCUCCUAGGAGAGCGGCUACGGCUACGGAAGUUGGGGGUUUUGGUGUUGGUGGGAGAAGUCAAGAUGAUCAGGGUCAUCAAAGAAAUGGCUCGGGAUUGGGAGAGGGAGCGGGAGCGGGUUCUGGAUCUGGAGGAGGAUCUUUGCCUUGGGGUGGAUAUAGAUGA